Molecule: messenger RNA, 3013 nt
Organism: Acanthopagrus latus (yellowfin seabream)
Lineage: Eukaryota; Metazoa; Chordata; Actinopteri; Spariformes; Sparidae
Exons: 12
Coding region: 562-1857 (431 amino acids)
Cellular component (GO): membrane; cytoplasm
Molecular function (GO): PDZ domain binding
Source: RefSeq, a predicted model, not a curated record
AUAUGAAGUGGAUUCAGCUCAAGUGUGUUUCUGCGCGCGCGCGCGCGUGCGUGUGUGUGUUUGACUGGAGAGACGAGCAGGAGGCGACAUGCGCGCAAAAGUUACUGCGCAGGGUCAGAAAUAAAUGUAAAGAAGCUGCGUCGCCUCUCCUGCCUGAAAUAAAACAUAAAUAAGGCUUCUGUUUAGUUCCUCUUCUGAUCUGAGAGGAGGAGGAGGAGGAGGAGGAGGAGGAGGAGGAGGACCCGGCCGGAGCAGACAGGACGCGUAGAUCACAUCCGGGGCUGGUUUAUUCUAAUAACCCGAAACGACCAACCCGGAAAAAAGACAAGUCUGCUGUAAUCCGAUCACACAAACAAACAGACGGGAGUGUGGGAGUGAGGCUGCACGCCGGCCUCGUUAAUGCGCGCUGAUUGUGGAAGUUGCUCGGACUUUUUUAGCUGACUAUGAUCCGGACCGCCGUCCGGACUCGACUCUCUGCUGUCUGCCGCUGCGGCGCUGCGCGGGGCGCUGGCUGUGGCGCACACUGACUCUCCACAGCAGGUGAUAUGUGAUAGCAGCAGCAUGCCGUACGUGGACCGGCUGAACCGUGUAUGCGGCUUCCUGGACAUCGAGGAGAAGGAGAACAGCUGCCGCUUCCAGAGGCGAUACUUCAUCCUCGACACGCAGGGAAAUUCUCUGCUGUGGUAUAUGGACAACCCUCAGAACCUGCAGAGUGGAGCCAGUUUUGUUGGCAGCCUGAAACUAACCUACAUCUCCAAGGUGAGUGAAGCGACAGUGAAGCAAAAGCCGAAGACAGAGUUCUGCUUCGUCAUCAAUGCCGUCUCUCGGCGGUACUUCCUCCAAGCCAACGAUGCGACUGACAUGAGCGAGUGGGUGGCUGCUCUCAACAAGGCCAGCAAGAUCACUGUUCCCAAACCCGGCCCGGCACAUCCGCGGUCCGACGUGACCGCAGUAAUCAACGACACUCAGAGAGGGAAGAGGCAGCAGGCCUACAAGGCGGAGAUCAUCGGUGGCGUGGUCGUGCACACUCCCAUCCAGAAUGAGGGUGAAGACACAGACGGCAGAGAGAGGAAGGGCAGCAGGCCGGGCGCGCUGAGGUGUGGUUACUGUGUCAAACAGGGAAAUGUGAGGAAGAGCUGGAAGAGGAGGUUUUUCACCCUGGAUGACAACGCAGUCAGUUACUACAAGUCUGAGACGGAUAAGGAGCCUCUCCGAGCUAUUCCACUAAGGGACAUUCAGAAGGUCCACGAGUGUCUCGUCAAGUCGGGGGAUCUCCUGCUGAGAGACAACCUGUUUGAGAUCAUCACCGGCUCCCGGACCUUCUACAUUCAGACAGACUCUCCAGAGGAGAUGCAAGGUUGGAUCAGGGACAUCGAGCUGAAGAUCCAGGACUUCAGAGGUCCUCCGAAGGGUUUCUCAUUCAGACGUGCGUCCUCGUACUAUAAAAGUCACAAUUCCUCUCUGGGGUCUCGAGGUCAGCAGGGCGACGAGCGCAGACCUCAGCUGGUCAAGUCCUGCUCCGUGGCCCCCGGCUGGCAGCCCUGGAUGCCCGUCCCGUCGUGCGAGCCCUCCAUCCUGGACGCGGAGGAUGAAGACAGCGCCUUCAGCUCCGUGCCCACCCUGCCCUCCCUCUCCUCCUCCUCCACCUCCUCCUCCACCUCAUCCUCCUCCAACUCCCUCUCCACCCCGGCCCCUUGCCCCACCGUGCCUCCAGCGACUUCCAGCAGCGGACUGGGGAUUGUUACAGCCACAGGCGACGUGGCCUGCGGGCGCCGGAGGCACCGCUCACAGCCUCAGCCGCACACCGGCUUCCCCUUCAGCCUGGAUGACGACGGCAUCCGGACCACUGACGUCUAGUUUCAAUGAAGUCUGUCGAGUGUUGGUACCUGCUUUAAAAAACAAAUGAAUGUGACUGGUAAUAAUAGUAUUCCCUGCUAAUGAAGUGACACUGUGAACGUCUGCGUCGAUAUCACGGCGUGAGUUUGGGGCCCCCUGCUGGUCGAAGGAUGCACCCAGCUGGAAGAGGACCGAGGGGCGCCUGUGAAGAAGAGUGUUUCUAGUGCAACUUCCUCAGAAAACUUGAAUAAUCUCGUUUUUUUUUUUUAUUAAUUGUUUCCUGCAGACAAAUUAUGGCACAUGCUUUCAAUCCGUUGCACUCGGCUCCUGCUCACCCUUCCUCCCUGCUUAAAGUAUUCAUCAAUAAGUCUUUUUUUUUUUUUUAACACAGUAUCCGACGUUUUUAUAAUCAAACUCUUGUUCACUAAAUAUUUUUAUUUCCUUUUUGAGCCCAGCAGUGUUUUAACCUUCUUUUUUUUCCUUCUGAGAUGCACAUUAGCCUCACAUCAACUUUUCUGGAUUAUAAUAAAUUAACAAGCAAUUCAUUAGUAACAUUUAAUCGGGUUUCUGACGGGAGCAAAGAAUCCUGCAGGUGUCAUUAAACCAAGAAAAACGUACACAUGCCAACUGACUGACAGAUGAAGGAGAGGACGGUGGAGUCAGCAGCAAGUUUUUAAGUGUUCGGACUAUAUUUUUUAAACAGGAGGGUUUUUUUAAAAAAAAAAGAUCAUUUGUCAGUAAACUGACUCCUUUUUUUAAACGCGGUACCGUAAAAAUAAUACAGCAGCAGUGUUUGGAUGGUACUUGUUACUGCCAGCGUCCACAGCUUUUGUGUAAAUGUGAUUUUUCUAACUGCGUCGUUACGUUUGGGGGGGAAACUGUGCCACUACUUCUGUUAAUUUAAUUGUAAUUCCCGCACUUUGCUUUUUUCGUUUUUUUCCUUGUGUUUUGUUUGUGUCGCAGCCUUCCUGAUACGAUGCCUUCAGACACUUUGUGUCGAUGUUGUACGACGGUCGUUUCAGCGCUCCUCAGGUUUCUCCUCCAGGCCUCGCUGACGUGGUACCAUGUUCCUGUUCGUGUCUGUUUCCUUUUUUUUCUGAAGCUGUGUGCCCUCGUUUCUCUGCGUGUAAUGUUAAUUUUCUUGCUUGUACAUUAAAGGAUGCUUUUCUUUGUUUUG